Messenger RNA from Mizuhopecten yessoensis (Yesso scallop), 2163 nucleotides. RefSeq lists its product as uncharacterized. Lineage: Eukaryota; Metazoa; Mollusca; Bivalvia; Pectinida; Pectinidae. The record is from RefSeq and is a predicted model, not a curated record. The coding region runs from base 487 to 1203 and encodes 238 amino acids. The transcript is spliced from 2 exons. Gene Ontology annotation, cellular component: extracellular region. Gene Ontology annotation, molecular function: cytokine activity.
CUGGUUACUGUUUACUGUUUGUGAUAUCAAUAUGAACAUUUAUCAAAAGCACAGAAAUAUACAUGUGACUUCAAUACACUUUGUAAUUGUUUGUAAGAUUGUAGGAAGAAAGGAUAAAAAUAGCCUAAUCAUUAGCGUGUCCCCGCUGUACAGGUAGUGAUAUAUAUAUAUAUAUAUAUAUCACUACUAUCAUGUAUAUAUAUGCAGAAACAUGUCGGCUGGUACAGCCGUGCAGGAGUGCUCACUGGGCCUGCUUACCCUGGGAUGCAAAUCUAAGGCGGAGUACCUAUCUGGAGGUUCCAUUAUUUCGGAUUACCUGUUGUCACCGAAUGCUGCUGUCAUUGAACGACUCUUUGAUAAUUUUUAAUGCGUUAAAUGGAUUAUAGGUCAUCAUAAGAGUGCAAAUAGCUGGGAUUUAGCUUGCCUGGUGGGGUACGAACGUAGAGACAAAUCACGGCCCUAGCACCCCAUAUCACGAGCUCAAGGAUGAGAGUCAAGGCUUUUCACAUGUUCAUGAUCGGGAUGGUGCUAGUGUUCCCGUACGUGGUGGGAUACAGCGUUACCAGAGUAACGAAACUCAAACGAGAUAUAGAGGCCUUUCAUGCCCUUUUUACAUACCAAGGCAAUCCAAUGUUUGAGAAUGGCGACCAAACAAUCAUGGGUUUCAAAGAUCCAGAUUUAUUUAAAAAAGAUCGGAGAGAUAGUUUGUUCUUUUCUGUUGGUAACGAAGACAAAAAUUGUGAACCAAUAGAUUUGCAUGUAAACUCAGAUUUAAAAGAUUCGUCUACUUGUCCUUGGUAUACGAAGUUAAAUUAUGAUGAAAAUAGAAUACCGACUAAAAUCUUGGUGGCUGAGUGUCGCUGUGUAGCCUGUACCGAGGGAUGCUGUAAGCCGCUCAUUCUAAACCUCCCAGUAACAAGAUUGUACAGAGACAAAUACGUCCCUACGAUAGAACCUGUAAGUGUCGCGUGCUUAUGUCAACACAUGACUAGCGCCGACAAAAAAAUCAACUGUGGAGCUGGAAGAAUGCACAAACCUACUUACAACAAAACAUUGAAGCACAGAAAGAAAAUGCGAAGAACGCUUCAACUAAGAAGACAGAAAAUUAAAAAGAAAAGAAAGAAUGUUACAAUUGAGAAAAAAAGACAGCUGAUAUGGUGGCGAUACAAAAACUGCUCGUAUUACCGGUACUGUAAAUUGUGACAGGCACUGAGACGAGUCGUCAAGCCUUUGAACUGUGUGUGAAUAACUAACCGAGUCGUCCAGCCAUUAUAAAACAUGAAAUGUAUUGUCUGAAUGGGCCGAUGGUAUAGACGAUUUAUAUGUGUCAUCAACUGUGAAAUAAACUUCGUGAAACCGAAUCAUCCAACCGAUUUAUUGGUGUUAUGAAUUGUGAAGUGGAUUUUGUGAACAGCCGAAUCGUCCAGCUGUUUUAUAAACUAUGGAAUAUAUGCUCCCCGUGUAUGUAAAACCAAGUCGUCCAAUUGAAGUUUCAGGAAGUAGUCUUCUUUUAUGAAUGCACUUGUCGUUUUCCGUCACACAAAAAUGAAUCGAAUAUUUAUUAAUAUUUUGUAGAGCGGAUAUCUUCAUUGUGGAAGGAGUGGACGUUUUUAUUGAAUGAAUAUACCACUUUCCACGACAAGCAUUAUAAACUACACAGUUGAACCUUUCCAUGGCAUUUACACGCAUUUUUCGAAAAGCUCAACAAAUGCUGUCGAUGACAUACACGCACUGGAUACUGUGUAGAAUCAUUUUGUGAUUCAACGGAUUAUAUGAGGAUAACUCAUUGAUUAUAAAUGCUGAAAACUAUUGUUUUUAAACAUGGUAUUGGAAUGACGAGGAUAAAGAACCAUUCCCUACCUUGAGAAUGAAAUAGAGAAAUCUCCAACCAUCGGGGUGAUUAUUUGGUUGUAUAACCCUCGGCUUAUUAGUUCUUUCUUUAACAUGAAUCAUAAUACCGUUGAAAUUAUUGACAUACUUAAUGCAAAUCUUUUAAUAUCCUCCGAGUGUUAUUUUUAACUACACUGUAUACUAAUCUGUAAAACGCACAUUUUUUUAUUUACGUCAUGUGUUUUGGAAACCGGAUAAUUCCCUUCCAAAUAUGUUUUCUCAUUUAUUGCACCCAUGGCUAAUUGCCAUAGGAUCGAAAAUAUGUAUUCACAA